UAUGGCUAAGUUCGAAAUCUAACAAACUCCUAAAUCAGUUGGUUAGAAUCUGAUUGAACUAAUCCACAAUCCGCCUAACUCACCAUUUGAUACCCAUCAACCGCAUCUAGAGAUUAGAGAUCCAUUGGAUUUAGGGGUUGUAAGACAUAACGUUUUAUAGGAUUUUAUAGGGAUGCUUAGCAUCCAAUGAGUGUUAUCAACGGAGGUUGGACAUGUUCUUGGAGGGGUCAUCUUGAAAAAAGUCUGUCUCCUAUUUUCUUUAUUUCCUUUAAUCUUUUUUUUUAGAUUUAAUAUGACUGCUCAUUUACAUUUCAUUGAUAGCUUGCCCAUAGUUUGAUUCUCAUUUUUUGUUAUCAAUUGUAAUAUAAUUCAAGCCUAAUUUCUCUUUAUCUAUCUGUUUGACCCGGAUUAGUGCCGAGAGAUUAGUGUGGAACCUUGAUCCGGACUCUCUCGUCUGAUCUUCUCGGGUGUGGAAGAAUCCUGUGGAGAGUCGGGGGCGGCCCCCGUGAUCUACACUCCGACGGUCAAGUUAGAAUAGGAUAUAUGAUAGAGUGUAGAGAAUGUAGAGAGAGAUAGAGUUUAUAGAGAGAACCCUCAGAGGUAAAAUGUGGGAAGGGAGAGAAGUCCUCUUGCUUGGAGGGUCUAGCCUCCUUAUAUAGGAGUCGGAGGCCUCCUGUGGACGCCUCACGUUGUCAUAGACGCCCCCGGUAGACUGGACGCCUCCCGUCGAUGAACGCCUUCCGGUGGUGGACGCCCUCGGGUAGGCGUCUCCCCGUGAUGGACGCCUUCGAGUAAAUGACGCCCCCCGGGUGGACUGGACGCCUCCUAGUGUACUGAACCCUAGAAUGGGCUUGGGCUCAAGAUGAGACGUUUUGUGGUGGCCUUGGGUCCGUAUUAGGCGGGUUAAUACUAGACCCAACACUAUCUGUAUUAUCUUUUAGAAAACAAUUAUAAAUAUAUCGCUUUCUGCUGGGGCAGAACAAUGGAUGUGUUUUCAACCCCAGCAAAAACCACAAGCGGUCGGUAGGUUACAGGUUCCUUUACAGACUUAAUUCGACGAGCAAUUUUGAUGUAACAACUAAACUAAAAGAUGGAAAAGACACUUUUUUGUUUGUGGUUCAGUGAUUCAGAAGUUUGGAAACGACAGAGAAAGAGAAGAUUAAAGCGACGCAAGGCAACAUCAUGAUUAACAUCUCUCAAUCAAAUUAUGAAGGUACUCGAGUCCCCCCACCUUAUUUCCAUCACAUUCCCUUUUCUAAAGAAAAUUAUUUCCAUUUAAUCAUCGUCCUAUACUCAUAGCCUUUUUCUUUCCUCUCCCUUUAUAAAUUCCUCUACAGUUUAAUUUUAAGGUAAUAAUGUCAAGAAAUGGAAUAGAAACUAGUGAUGAUGACCUUAUUUUUAAUUUGUAGUCGAAUCAAAGAUUAGUAGAUUACUAAACUUCAUCAAAGCAUACCUAACUUCUUCCUAAUAACAACUCAAUGACGUAUAACUAUGAGUUUUGGUAUACCAAUAGAACAUAUAUAAACCCAGGGCAGUUAAAUGAUACCCGGGUGGGUAAAUAUGAUGUACCAUACACUUACACUUCACUUAGUACGAAAAAUAUUAUACAUACCUUAAAAUGAUCGUAGUUUUUGUAUGAUACCAUAACUGAAGUCUUAAUAAGUAAAAUCUAUGCUCUAUUUCUUUAAAUAAUAAACCCUAAGAUCAAUUUGAUGAGAAAUAUCCGACAAUUAUACGUCAACAUAUCAUAUGCAUUAUUUUAUAAUUUAGGGUGUGAGGUUUAAAUAAUUAGCACUUUAAUUAAAGCUUCAUAUAAAAUUUUCUUACUACUAACAUGCGAUACCUUAAAUUUACCCGAUAUACACGAUAGAAGCCGCCAUCAUAUAACCCAAACUAGUACACAAUAAAUUUAAGAACAUCUUGAUGACAAAGGCAACUUAAAAAGUUUGAGAUUUCUGUAAUACUAAGGAUAUAGGAAGUCUGAACAUGUGACGUAGUUGAUUAAGGAAACAGAUGGACAAUACACAUGUGAAAGCAAGUGAAGAAGUAUAAUGAAAUUCAAAAUAUAAACAAGAGAUCAUGGCAUUUCAUCACAUCCUAGUUCGAGCCUCAAUUCGGGUUCAUAAAAAUAACAAUAAAUAAACAGUUUUACUCUUCGUUCCCAAAUUGAAUAAUCUAUAUCUAUAAUAAACCACACUUAGUUCUAAGUCAUUACAUUUACUAAGCUAUUAAUCAAGAAUUAUGAUGGUCGUUUCUUCAUGCGUUAUGGGUAUAAAGAAGCUCUACCAGCUUUUGACUGUAAUAAUUCCACUGAAACCAAAAGAAGAAGAAAAGAAAAAUAGAUAUAAUAGGAGGGAAGCAUAUAGAAAAUCAGCACACUACCAAAAAGCCACAGAUUGGUUGGAUUAUCAUUUAUCCACUGAAAGUCUGAAACCCCCCCCCCCCCCCCCCCCCCCCCCCCAACCAUCGCCAUUACCCACCACCACCAAAACCCAGAAAAAAAAAAAAAAAAAAAACUCACACAGCAAAAGUCCGACCACCGCCAUGGCGGAGAAGGAGAAGCAAAAGCAAAAGCAUCACAAGAAGCCCAAACACCAGCACCCAUCCAAAUCAGUGAAAUCCCCACCCUCCGCCGCCCCAGAUUACUCCUUCAAGCCCAGCUCCGAAGUAAAAGGCCUCCGAUUCGGCGGCCAAUUCAUCGUCAAAUCCUUCACAAUCCGCCGCGCCCGCCCUCUAGAGCUCCUCAAGCUCCUCUCCUACCCUCCCACCACCACCGCCGCCGCCGACAAAAAGAAGACCACCACUCCGCCGCUCCCGACCACCGCCGCGUUCCUCCCGACCAACUUCACGAUCCUGGCCCACCACGCGUGGCACACCCUCACCCUCGGACUCGGGACCAGGAAGUCGAAGGUGGUGGUGUUCGUGUUCGAGUCGGAGCAGCUGAAGUGCGCCGCCGCGGACCGGGGCUGGCCGGCCGAGAUCCCGCUCGGGGAGGUGAACCGGAGGCUGGUCCGCGGUCUGACCGGGUGCGAGCUGGCCCGGUUCAAGUUCCGGAAAGGGUGCAUCACUUUUUACGUGUACGCGGUCAGGAGGGAAGGGAGCGCCGGGUUCGGCGGGUUCGGGGAAGAUCUGAGACUGGUUCUGCAGUCGGUGGCUUCGCUCAACGAUUUCUUGGACCAUACGGCUAUGCUCGCCAUGCCCAACCAGCGAUCCAUUGAUUUCGCCGCUGUACCGCCGCUCGCGGCCAUGGCUCAUUAAUUACAAACAAAUUUCCCGGUGAUGUAAUUCCUUUUAUUUUACAAUAGAUUUUUCCAGUUUUUUUUUUCUUCCUGAGGUUUUAAUUGGUGGGUGGAUUGGUUGAUUUGUAGGUGGAGGGUAUGAUUAUGGUUGUAUGUUUUUUUUUUCUCCUUUUCUUUUCGUUCUUCAAAAUUAGUUUCCCGCAAUACUCCUUCUGGUUUUUGUUUCUGUUAUUAUUGUGAAUAAAAUGGAGUAUUAUUAUUACUACUAUUAUUAUUAUCUGAAAUUUGUGAAGUAUUACUGUGAUAAACUGUAUUAUUGGCAUGGCUUGGAAAUUGGAGCGGAGACGGUGGAGGGGCAGGACUUGAGAGCUCUGUUUUUGUUGUAAUAUUUAGUGUUGAGAUUGAUGCUUGGUACAGUGACCUCCUGAACCAAAUGUCGAGGCUUGCAGCUAUUGCAUUGCAAUUUGCAGUUCUACAGUGUGCAGAGCCAGACAAUCACAUGCAGUCAAAGAGGGAAAAGGAAUAUACAACAGUGAACAGUUAACACACGUUAGCUGUUACCUUAGCUUUGUUUCUGGGUAAUCUGCCUCCACUUCUGGCGCAAACUGUUAACCUGUCUUGAGACUUGAGAAUUCUUGGCAUGUGACGGCGUUCUGAAUUUUAUUUUCUCCAAUAAAUUUUUUUUCAUAAU
Messenger RNA from Linum trigynum, 3930 nucleotides. The record is from the annotation of a GenBank genome assembly. Lineage: Eukaryota; Viridiplantae; Streptophyta; Magnoliopsida; Malpighiales; Linaceae.